Hydatigera taeniaeformis is the source of this 396-nucleotide messenger RNA. The record is from the annotation of a GenBank genome assembly. Lineage: Eukaryota; Metazoa; Platyhelminthes; Cestoda; Cyclophyllidea; Taeniidae.
AUGAGGGUACUCGGCGCCAAUGUCUUUGGGGUUGGCAUUUACGUGGCGUAUGAAUUGAAGUUCAUGCCUGCAUACGAGGCAGAAAGUGCUCCCAUGGUGGCCAUAGUUGUGGUAGUCAGCGCUGCUCUAAUUAUCAUUUCGCUUAUUGGAUGCAUUGGGGCUCUGCUUAGAAAGCCCUGGAUGUUGGGAGUUUUCUCUCUGGUUACAACAAUCUUGGCUCUAAUUGAAAUUGGACUCUACCUAACCGUAGUUCUUUUGGCAAAUGAGGCAAAUGAAACUGAACUGAGCAAAAUAAUUCUUGACUAUGCCGCUCCAGUUGGGAUUUGCGUCAACUUAUUGGCCGCUCUGCAGAUCUUCUCCGGUGGUUUGGCUUGUGCUGUCGUGCUUGGAAUUUAG